AUGAUAGCCCAAGAUCGGUCCCUUCACCCGAAUGAAGCCAGGAACGUAUUUGACGCGAGGAUUUGUCCAGGGCCUUGCUUGGGACUUACGUUGACAUUGUUGUCGAUCAAAGGGCGGGCGUCUGUAACCUGGAGAUACGAGAGAAAGUUGUAUGGAAACUUCUAUCCUCCAAAGCGGAGAAACCUCGCAGCCAAGAAGAUCCGCUAUCUCUGGGGCAAAGGAAGAGUCCGCAUCCCGUCGCCUCCGGCGGGUACAAAGUACCACCAACUCGGCAGCGUUGCAACUGUGCUACCUGUGUUCGUGUUGGCAAGCAAGGUCGCAGAGAAGACUGGUAGCAGAUCGACUGGACGAGGACCGCGUGAGAAGGAUCAUGAGUGCUGUACAUCUCCCGGAGCAUACUGCUGGAGUCCCUCUUAUCUCGCAGGGGGGCGCACAAAGAAUGCAUCGUGA
Messenger RNA from Nannizzia gypsea CBS 118893, 450 nucleotides. RefSeq lists its product as hypothetical. NCBI's taxonomy places the organism in Eukaryota, Fungi, Ascomycota, Eurotiomycetes, Onygenales, Arthrodermataceae. The record is from RefSeq and is a predicted model, not a curated record. The coding region runs from base 1 to 450 and encodes 149 amino acids. The transcript is spliced from 3 exons.